Messenger RNA from Aethalodelphis obliquidens (Pacific white-sided dolphin), 1415 nucleotides. RefSeq names its product transmembrane p24 trafficking protein 3 (gene TMED3). The coding region runs from base 127 to 789 and encodes 220 amino acids. Lineage: Eukaryota; Metazoa; Chordata; Mammalia; Artiodactyla; Delphinidae. The transcript has 3 exons. The record is from RefSeq and is a predicted model, not a curated record.
CGGAAGCGCAGCGCCCCGCAAGCGCCACGUCUGUCCCUGCACCUUAUCCCUGGUCCCCCAGCCACCGUCCCAUCCGCGAGGAGCACACGCCCGAGCCGCCGCCCACGGGACUGGACCGGGAGCAUCAUGGGCAGCGUGGCCUCGCGCUCCGCCUGCGCGCUGCCCCUUCUGCUGCUGCUGCUGCUGCUGCUGCAGGCGGAGCGGCCGCGGGGCGCGGAGCUCACCUUCGAGCUACCUGACAACGCCAAGCAGUGCUUCCACGAGGACGUGGAGCAGGGCGUGAAGUUCUCCCUGGAUUACCAGGUCAUCACUGGAGGCCACUACGACGUCGACUGCUAUGUGGAGGACCCCCUGGGGAACACCAUCUACAGGGAAACUAAGAAGCAGUAUGACAGCUUCACACACCAGGCUGAGGUCAAGGGCGUUUAUCAGUUUUGCUUCAGUAAUGAGUUUUCCACCUUCUCUCACAAGACCGUCUACUUUGACUUUCAAGUGGGCGACGAGCCCCCCAUUCUCCCAGACAUGGGCAACAGAGUCACGGCUCUCACCCAGAUGGAGUCCGCCUGUGUGACCAUCCACGAGGCUCUGAAGACAGUGAUUGACUCCCAGACGCAUUACCGGCUCCGGGAGGCCCAGGACAGGGCCCGGGCCGAGGACCUGAACAGCCGAGUCUCUUACUGGUCUGUCGGUGAGACGAUCGCGCUCUUCGUGGUGAGCUUCAGCCAGGUGCUGCUGCUGAAAAGCUUCUUCACAGAAAAACGACCCGUCAGCAGGAUGGUCCACUCCUAGUUGGGGCGCUCUGCUCCCAGGCCCCUCCCACCCCAGGGCGGAGCAGCUCCCUUUGGUCACAGGCUCCUGGGGCUGGUGGGUGCGACCCAGGAGCUGCCUGGAGAAGAGCACAGGGUAACACGUUCUCACCUUGCCUUCUAUUCAGAUGCUUGGUCCUUGUACUCCAGCAGCCAAAGCUCAUAGAGCCCAGAAAGCGAAGGCAUCCAGCUGUAGCAUGUGUGUAACACUGAAUGCAGAUAGGGUACAAUCAGGCUGGGGAUUGGCCAGUGUGGGAGGGCAGGCAGGCAGCCAUCCAAUGGCCUGGCUCGUAGGAGGAACCUCAAGGGCCCAGGCCUCCAGGGGGCAGCUCAGGGCUCUCUUUUUGCUCCACGACGCAUGGCCCAUUUGGCUUGUGUGUCCUAUCCCGCGUGGAGGAGACAGGGCCCUGUCUGGCCUUUCCUCACAUGGAGCUCUCUGUACCUGUGGAAACCAGGCGUUGAAGCGGCUUUGCAGAAGUCCCCAUCCCAGGUGAGAACCAUGGAAUCAGCCCUGAAGCAAGAACAGAAUGGUAGCUGGGUGCCUUGGUUGGCUGUGUAUCUCCUAGAAGGCAGGACUCUGGCUAAUAAAAACUGUCUGUGAGCACCAUG